Molecule: messenger RNA, 2506 nt
Organism: Drosophila mojavensis
Lineage: Eukaryota; Metazoa; Arthropoda; Insecta; Diptera; Drosophilidae
Product: keratin, type I cytoskeletal 9
Exons: 2
Coding region: 46-2337 (763 amino acids)
Source: RefSeq, a predicted model, not a curated record
CCCUUGAAGCUGCCGCAUCGAGAAGCGCAAGAAACAAGCCAAACAAUGUUAUUGGUGACGUCGCUGCAGCUCUUCUUGCUGCUCUUAUCAGCGCCACGGCAGUUGGUCGCUUUCAGAUAUUCCGACUAUGAAGACGUUGGUUUUUAUGGGGCACGUGGCGCAAAUGCGGAAUGUAACGCCCACAUGGUAAUUAAGAGCUGGAUAAAUGAGCAGAUUCUGACGAAUGCAAAGUUAACCAGUUUCAACCUAAACUUGGGCAAGAUGCUGGAGGCAAUAAAUAGCACGAAUCCCAAUCAGGCCGGAGAGGAGCAUUGCUGUUUCUACGAGAAUCGAACGAUGAAUACUGUAUUCGCAGGCCUAGGGAAUCUGUCGGCCAUCAGCGAUACGCCCAAUGUCAACCCACUCGAAGCAACUGGCGAUUUGGGCAAAGAUCUGGACAUCAUUUUGGAUCAAAUGAAAGCAAUAUCAUCGAAGAAAAUGAAAACUUGCUGCGAGCAAUUGGCGGAAAAUCUGAAAGCAGUCGAAGCUGAUUUGUUGAACAAACUGGAGGAGCUACGCAAGAAAAUGAAGCAACAGCACGGAGAUGUCAACAGCCAAACAAAUGAGCUAAAGCAAAAGCAAACCGAUCUAGAGAAUCAAUUGAAGAAUGUCACGAAUCGCAUCGAACAGCUGGAGAAGCAGCAGAACGUCAACAAAGAGGAGGCGGCUAAAUGUUGCAAGGAGUUGAACGACAAAGUGAAUGAAUUGAAGACGCAGCUAGAGCAAGCCAAAGCUGAGGCUAGCGAGAAAGCCAAACAGCUGGAGAAGGACAUCAACGAUCUAAAUCAGAAGCAACAGGAGCAUGCGAAUAAGUUGAAUAUUCUACAAAAAGAAACCGAGAAACAAAUGACAAUUAUUUCUCAAACUACUCGAGUUUGCAUUGAUAACUGUGGAAGUGGAACAGGUGGAAACGGGAAUGGAGGCGGGAGUGGAAGCGGGAGUGGAGGCGGGAGUGGAGGCGGGAGUGGAGGCGGGAGUGGAGGCGGGAGUGGAGGCGGGAGUGGAGGCGGGAGUGAAGGCGGGAGUGAAGGCGUGAGUGGAGGCGGGAGUGGAGGCGGGAGUGGAAUUGGAGGUGGAACUGGAAAUGGAACUGGAAAUGGAACCGGAACUGGAACUGGAUCUGGAAGUGGAAGUGGAUCAACUGACAAUGAAGCAUUACUGAACAGAAUCAAAGAACUGGAGAAACUGAUUUCUAAUCUGAUCGAUAAGUUCAAUCAAUUGUCCAAUAUAACAACCGCUAUAGCAAAUUGUUCGAAAAUCGAGUCUGAACUAAACCAAAUCCAUAAUAUACUCAAUCAACUGGGUAAUCAAACGGCAGUAGCGCCAGGAAACAACAAUUGUCCCUCCCUGGUGGAAUUGCAGACAGAAAUUGAAAAGGCCAAGCAGUGCUGCAAGAAAAUCGACGAAUUGUCCCAGAAACUGGAUAACAUGAUGAAACAAAUUGAGGAAUUAAAUAAUAAGUACACAAAUCAUGUGACACAGCUUGAAACGAGCUUAAGUCAAGUGCAAGAACAGCUCGAUAAUACUUUGGCACAAUUGCAGAAUAUGUCCAUAACAACACAAACAUGCCCUAACGGCAAUGGAACCGCCAAUGGAACCCAGACCCUGGACGAUCGCAUUACAAAUCUACAGAAUCAGCUUAACUCGCUGAAAAAAAUUCUGAGCAUAACCCAAAUAAAUCUCAAUAAUAAUGAAGCAAAGCUCAUCCAGGUUGAAAAAACUCUCCAGGAAAAAUGGAGAGAAUUUCAAAUGAUAAAUGCGGACCGCCUGAGGAAUGCGAGCGAAUUCAAGGAGCAGAUGGAGAAUCGAUUGAAUGAACUGCAGCUCCUAUUGAGCAACAAUUCAAGUAAGCCCGAUCAAAACCUAAUUGAGCGCAUUAUUAAGUUGGAAAAGCUACAUGAGGAAAUGCGAGUGGAUAUAGAGAGGAUACUUAAGCUGGAAAAGAUGUUUUCAGAUCUGGAAAAUCAGCUUCAAGCGACGCUGCAAAAGCUGCAAGACAACGAUGCAAAGUUUAAAGAAUGUGCCUUGAGAUGCUCAAAGUUGGAUGAGCUGAAUGAUCUGAUCGAUCGCUUGGAAGACGUGGAGAAGCUUGUUUUAAGUACGCCAGGUCGGCCAACAACAGCAACCAAAACCACCACCACCACCACCGCCACCACCACCACUAAAGCAAAACCCAGACCAAGCACUCGCGAAAUCAUUAACUACGUCAAGCCCACUCGAUAUACUGGGGCUAUCAGCAUAUUAGGCAGUGCUGACGAUCCCAUAGUUAUAUAUGAGCGACAAAAACGGCAAGUAUAAACGGGAAAGAUAAACGAGAAGUAUAAAAAUAUUAUGCUGAAAAAUGUUCUUCUAAAACCAUGCAAUUAAUCAAAUUUUUCCAUCGGAAAUUCUUUAAUCAUAUUAUCUUAUAUAUGAUAUUUUUAACCUUUUGAUCGAAUUAUAUAAAAAUUUGCACACGCUUAACAGA